This is a messenger RNA of Colletotrichum destructivum, 5819 nucleotides long. Its product is annotated as Putative chromodomain-helicase-DNA-binding protein. NCBI's taxonomy places the organism in Eukaryota, Fungi, Ascomycota, Sordariomycetes, Glomerellales, Glomerellaceae. Gene Ontology annotation, biological process: nucleosome organization; regulation of transcription by RNA polymerase II. The record is from RefSeq and is a predicted model, not a curated record. The transcript has 6 exons. Gene Ontology annotation, cellular component: nucleus; chromatin. Bases 199 to 4998 code for a protein of 1599 amino acids. Gene Ontology annotation, molecular function: DNA binding; chromatin binding; ATP hydrolysis activity.
AUCCACCUCAAUUCUUUCCUGCCUCUCCACCAGUACAUUUUCCAUCCACCACCACCCUUCACCCUCCAGGCAUUUGGACUACCCAGCACGUCACUUGUCCACAUCCUUUCUUCGAUACCUCCUCUGGUCAAGAUCAAUGGUACUUGCUGCCUGGAGGCCAUUCGUUAAUGACUUCAGGCAGCCUCGACUUAGACCAUCAUGAUGUCUAGCCCCCUCGAACCCGGUCCCACCAACGGGUACCGGUCGCCGGAGGGUGAUUCUCCCUCUCCAGUAGCCGAUGCCGGUCACCAGAGUGAUAGUGAUCUCUCAGAUGUGCGCGAUAAUGCCGCACGUCUCGCUUCACCGUCGCCGUCGCCGGAUCCCAAUGACUCGACCGGUUACAUGAAUGGCGCACCCGACUUCGCCGAAUCAGAAAGUUCCGGCGACGAAAAUAACGCAUCUGAUGAUGCCGACUUUGACAUGGACGAAGAUGCGGCGUCCAUUGUCCAGAGCGACGGGGCCGGCGACGUCCACUCGAGCUCUAACGAUUCCCAGCGGCCUACGAAGCGGAAAGUUGCCGCUAGAGAGGAUGACUUCAUUAAGGCAAACCCUGAGCUAUACGGGUUAAGAAGAAGCUCACGUCCGACGCAGCAGCGCAGAAUGGUCGAUUCCUCUGAUGAAACUGAUUCCGAUGUUGCUCCUACGAACAGGAGGACAGUGAAGAGAAGACGCGUCGAGACAUCAAGACAGUCUUCUAAACGAGGUACACCUGCGCGGCAACCGUCGACAGACUCUGACUCCGACUCUGAUAACUACGGCGGUGCUCGCGCGAAGAGUCUCCAGAAGAAGGCACGUCGACAGCGUGAAGCACAGCCGAGCCUUCUCCUCGCCGAGAAGCGUUGGUCGAGCAGAAGGGCUGCCCAAGUGCAGCAAGGCGCCUACGAGGAGAGCGACGUCGAUGACGAGGAAGACGGGUCUGAACUCACUCCCAACUAUUACGCGGCAGACGUAGUCGACGACUCCCCAUACAUCGAUAAGGUCCUCAGACACAAGCUCAAAGAUGGUCUCGAACUUAGCUGGAGCUCAACGAGAAAUGACUUCGAGUAUUACAUCAAGUGGCAGGGAAAGUCGCACCUACACGAUACAUGGGAGACGGCGGAAACUCUGCGUAGCAUGCGAGGUUAUCGCAGGGUCGAGAACUACUUCAGAACCAUCGUGGAGCACGAGCUUCUCAUUCGGUUCGGCGAGGACAUCCCUCCCGAAACUAAGGAACAGUUCUUUUUGGACCGCGAACGAUCCGAAGAAGCACUGGAAGACUACACCAAAGUGGACAGGGUUGUCGCUAUCCGCGACGGUGAUGAUGAGACCGAGUACUUGGUCAAGUGGAAGGGCUGCUACUACGACGAAUGUACGUGGGAGGUUGCGUCAGCCAUCAAGUCAGAUUUUCAGGACAAGAUUGACCAGUUCCUGGAUCGGUCAUCACGUUCAUGGGUUUCUAACCGCAAAGAGUCCAAUCCGGAUACACGGACAAGAAUGACCAAACUUGAAGCACAACCCGACUAUAUUAAGGGCGGCGAACUGCGUUCAUUCCAGCUCAGAGGCCUGAAUUUCUUGUGUCUCAACUGGACUCGCGCCAACAACGUUAUUCUUGCCGAUGAGAUGGGCCUCGGGAAAACCGUUCAAAGCGUCUCGUUUCUCAGCUGGCUUCGCAACGAGCGCGAACAAGAAGGCCCGUUCCUUAUCGUUGCGCCCCUCAGCGUCAUCCCCGCAUGGGGCGAUACCUUCGACCACUGGUCUCCAGACAUGAAUUACGUCGUCUACCUUGGCAACGAGACUUCCCGCAGCACCAUCCGUGACAACGAGUUGAUGGUCAACGGCAAUCCUAAGAAGCCCAAGUUCAAUGCCCUCAUUACCUCGUAUGAGAUGAUUCUCCAGGACUGGCAGUUUCUUCAGCAAAUCAAGUGGCAGGCUUUGCUCGUCGACGAAGCCCAUCGUCUGAAAAAUAAAGAGUCUCAACUGUAUGCGAGACUCGUCGGUUUCGGGGUACCGUGCAAGAUCCUGAUCACAGGCACGCCCAUUCAGAACAACCUGGCUGAGCUUUCGGCACUCAUGGACUUCCUCAACCCCGGGAAAGUCGUCAUUGAUGAGGAACUAGAGAACCUCGCUGGAAAUGAUACCCAAGAAAAGUUGCAGGACCUACACAAGUCAAUCGCCCCUUACAUCUUACGCCGCACAAAGGAGACUGUUGAGUCAGAUCUUCCACCCAAGACCGAAAAGAUCAUCAGAGUCGAGCUUUCGGAUGUUCAGCUGGAGUACUACAAGAACAUCCUUACGAGGAACUAUGCUGCUCUGUCCAAUGCCACGGGUCAGAAGAACUCGUUGCUCAACAUCAUGAUGGAGCUGAAGAAAGUGAGCAAUCAUCCGUAUAUGUUUGCCGGUGCCGAAGACAGAGUACUCGCCGGCAGCACCCGUCGGGAGGACCAAAUCAAGGGCUUGAUUGCUAGCAGUGGAAAGAUGAUGCUUCUCGAUCAACUUCUCACGAAGCUCAAGAAAGACGGCCACAGAGUCCUUGUUUUCAGUCAGAUGGUCAAGAUGCUAGACAUUCUCAGCGACUAUAUGGCUCUCCGGGGCUACAAAUUCCAACGUCUUGACGGCACUAUCGCCGCGGGUCCUCGCCGCAUGGCAAUUAACCAUUUCAACGCCGAGGAUAGCGACGACUUUUGCUUUCUGCUUUCCACCAGAGCAGGUGGAUUGGGUAUCAAUUUGAUGACCGCCGAUACUGUCGUCAUUUUCGACUCCGACUGGAACCCACAAGCAGAUCUGCAAGCGAUGGGACGCGCCCACCGCAUCGGACAGAAAAAGCCUGUUAGCAUUUACCGUCUGGUAUCCAAAGAAACUGUCGAAGAAGAAGUUCUCGAGCGAGCUCGCAACAAGCUUCUGCUUGAGUACCUCACAAUUCAAGCUGGCGUCACUGAUGACGGCAAGGCAUUCCGCGAGGAAAUGAACAAGAAGGGUCUAAAGAUUGAUGGUCCGAACUCUGCGGAGGAUAUCCAGUUGAUCCUCAAGAUGCGCUCGCAGAAGAUGUUUGAGCAAAGUGGCAACCAAGAGCGUCUCGAACAGCUCGACAUUGACUCUAUCCUGGAGAACGCCGAAAUCACGAAGACCAAGGUCGACGACAAGAUGAACCUUAGCAGUGGUGGUAUCGACUGGGACAACUUCAUGCAGUACACCGAUGUGAAGGUGGACGACUUGACCCUCGACUGGGACCAGAUCAUUCCUGCCGACGAGCUUGCCGUUAUCAAAGCCGAGGAGGAUAAGCGCAAGAAUGAGGAGUAUGUGGCAAAGGUCGCUGCUGAGAGCGCUCCGCGCAGGGUAACAAUGAAGAACCGGAAUGAGACGGACAGAUCGGACCGUCUUGCGAAGAAGCGACAGAGGGAAGAGCAGCAACGCCAGGAAGCCGAGGAACAGCGUGCCCUGCUAUCUGACCCGAAACGCCCACUCAAUGAGAAGGAAACACGAAACCUUCUGAAGGCUUUUUUCCGAUACGGUUCUAUGGAAGACCGUGGUGACGAAAUCGUUCAAGAGGCUCGGCUCGCCGAACGCGACCGCGAUUACCUCAAAUCAAUACUGGACGACUUUGUCAAGACUUGCGAGGACGCCCUCAACGAGAACACUGCACGUCUCAUGGACGAUGAGCGAAAACUUGGGAAGUCAUUGACGAAGAAGGACAAGAAGGCCGUCCUGGUCGACUUUGGCGAGGUGCGGAAGAUGAACGCCGAGACAGCUGUCGAACGUCCGCAGCAGCUUCGCCUGCUGAGGCAAACCAUUCGGAAGAAUGAUGACUUCAAGACAUUCCGUCUCGCCGACGCGACCAAGGCAGCCCACUACUCAUGUGAAUGGGGCGCGCGAGAGGAUGGGAUGCUUCUUGUUGGCAUUGACAAGUAUGGUUUCGGCGCUUGGGCGCAGAUACGAGACGAUGACCAGCUGGACAUGUCCGACAAAUUUUUCCUCGAAGAACAUCGCAUCGAGAAGAAGGAAGAGCGGAUCAAGGGAGCUGAAAAGGUGGUCAACUCCCCCGGUGCUGUUCAUCUCGUUCGCCGCUCAGAGUAUUUGCUCUCUGUGCUUCAGGCGAAGCAUUCAACCGACCCGUUAGCUCACAGAGCCGUCGAGAACCACCAUCGGAACAAUAAGAGAUUGGCCAACGGACAUCGUCGCAGUGAUGUGGGCAGCAGCGCGGCGUCACCUGCUCCGCCAGCACUCAAGAAGAACGGCUCGCAUCGGGAUAGAGAGCGCAGCCACGGCGACCAUCAUCGCAGCCGCAGCAACGCCGAUGAGAGAGGCACGCCGCGGCCUGAGUCGAAGAGAAAACACUCGGGCCACGACGAGGGCCGCAUCCCCAAGCAUCGGAGAAUGGAAGAGACGCGACGCACAAAGAGCGAUGAACAGCAGUCUCCUAGGUCUGACAGACCUCGGAAUCGCGAUGAGGGCGAGCGUAGCAGUAAGCACCGUCGCCCGGAGGAUCAUCGGCAUGGAGACGAACGCAGGCGCUCGAGCAAUACCCCGCGAGCCAGUCAACCCGACAGCGAGCGUCGCAAUCAAGCACUUCGAAGGCUUGACCAACUUCGUAAAAUGGGAGAUAACAAGGAGGAGAGAGAGAAGGAUGCGGACGCCAUGCUGUGGUAUUUGCUGAAGCCUGUUCGUGGAAACUUCGAGGCCAUUCUGGUUACAACAAAGGAGAGGGUCAAGUCCAGUAAAGAACGAGCCAAGAUCUUUGGCGAGGAGCUAGUUGUCAUUGGCAACUUUCUGGACCGCGAAUUUGUCCAGGAGCGAGACAACGCGCUCAAAAACCGCUUCUGGGAGUUCCUGGCAAAUCUAUGGCCUGUUGACAGCACCAGCAAUGAGGUGACGGGCGAUCGAUUGAGUGCCAUGUAUAGAGUCCUGCAGGCCAGAGAAGUGAAGAAGCACAACGGAGACACGCCAGCAGCGGCGCCGACGAAUGGCACAGCAGCCACUUCCUAAGCGCAGGGUCAAGCAUCAUCAAAACAACGGGGAGACAUACGACUAUUCAUUUGCGCAAUCUCGAUUCAGUCACAAUACGUGUCUAAUUUCAGCAUUGGCCCGGCGUUUCGGUACUAAGGGGGAAGGCAUUGUUUUAUCGAGGCGAGGGAAUGACAAGAUAAACUACAUACCCGGACUUGCAUGGUACAGGACGACCCGAUUUGGAGUUUUGCGAAAGCAUCAUGUCUUAUACCGUGCGUUUGAGAUUUUGUUUUUAGGGGAUGAGGAAAGACGACGGGCUGGCAUAUUUUUGACGGCUGACUGGGCGGAAGCACGCCUCGCUGCAUAAAAAGAGGCGGCUAGUCACAUGACGUUGGCCUCGUCGGUGUCCCGAUGACCAUAGCCUUGUCUGCGGCGACGCGCUGGGGGACGUGUACUCCGUAUCCCCACGGCGUUGACUCAAGCCAGUCCUGACGAAGGUACCGGAAGACAAAGAAGGAUGGCCCUGAUCCGAGAUUCAGGACCCGAGGAGAGAGACUCCUCCAUUCAUGUUAGAUUACUUUUUUUGGAAGCAGCGAGAAGGGAGUUGGUGCGCGCACACAAGCAAGGAAAAAAACAAGGGGAGUCUACAUUGUCUAGGUCUUGUCUUAUUCUCUUGGCCGACAGACAGGAGGUUUGUGAACGUGGUGUGAUCGCGGGGUAUCGACUGUAAAGGAGGGAGCAGCCGACCAGACAUCCAUCCCUUGGCGUAGACGGCAUCAGGAAGAGAUUGCGGAAUAUACACCGCCUUGCAAAUCAAUCCAGCGUCCUGUCUCCGUGAUCGAACCUCAUGUCCAUGUCCA